CAUGCGACAAACUGACAGGACAACCUGUUCUUUCUCUUUCCCAUUUUUUUUUUCCUCCUUCUAUCCAAACAAAUUUCUUCUCCUCCCGCAAAACGCGAUGAAAUGAAAAGAAAAAGAAAAGAGAAGACCAAGGCAAAGUUCUCCUCCUCUUCCUCCUCCUCCUCCUCCGUCUCCGCCUUCUCCUCUGCCGCACCAUGGCUGUUCCGUUUUCUCUCUUUUGUCUUUUCCUACUAACUUUUGCUUCCUUUAAAUGCGCUUAUGCCGAUGCUAAUCUCACCCAACCUUCUCCGACGCCAAUCAACCGCGAUCUCUACCAUUCCAGUAGUGACUUGAUUGAAGAAAUAAAGUCUUUGGUCCAUAGACACCCCGAUAAACUAACUUUGGAGACUAUGAAAGCUGUGAAUAGAGGCUAUGAGGCAGAGAUAACAGCUGUUACUUAUUGUCGGAAUAGGAAAGAGAGUGAUGAUAGGUCAAAGUUCCGGAUCCUUCUUAUGAAAUGAUUCCUUGUCUUCCAGAGUUUUGGACAGCAUGGGAGGGAGCUUAUCACAACAGAGUUGGCAUUACGGAUCUUGUCAAUUUUAAGUGAAGAACAAUUUCUUCCAAAAAUAAAUCGAGCUACAUUAGAUAGCAUCCUCGAUAAGGUCGUUAUAAAGGUUGUGCCUAUGGAAAAUUUGAAUGGCCGGAAGCUUGUUGAAGCAGGGGAUCUUUGUGAAAGGAGAAAUGGGAGGGGGGUUGAUCUCAACCGGAAUUGGGGUGUCGAUUGGGGAAAGAAAGAGAAGGUUCAUUUUGGUCACCUAUUUUUAUAGACCUGUUUUUCCUAUUUCAUAAUUCUUACUGUGUUUGGAACUUUGGAUGUUUGGAUGCUCCCUGUUAUGAUCUUUGGCAAAAGAUGUAUAAAACUUUAUGAGAAAAGGGAAUAUUAGAACAUUCUGACACUUCCAAUCAAAGGAAAUAAAUAGGUAGGACAUAACCUGGGUCCCAGCUAAAUUCCCUCCAUCAUGCGACUAUGAUUGGAUGUCCUGACAUUUUUAAUGCCAGGACGUCCUGGUUUUCUGUUUUCUCAAACUUUAUUUCAGACUUGAUCUUUUAAAUGAUCUUUCCAUUAAAAUAUUUGGCGUAUUCUCCAACUGUAGGAUUAUGAUCCAUAUGAAGAGAAUCCUGGAACUGCUCCUUUUAGUGAACCUGAGACCCAAAUUAUGCGGAAACUUGCCAUAUCAUUGGAUCCUCACAUCUGGGUUAAUGUACACUCAGGGAUGGAGGCUUUAUUUAUGCCAUAUGACCACAAAAAUGUAACCCCAGAGGGAUUGUCAGCUUACCGUAUGAAAUUGCUGCUUGAGGAACUGAAUAAAAUUCACUGCCACAAGCGUUGUAUGAUUGGGUCGGGUGGUGGUUCUGUCGGGUUUGUAUUUCUAUACUGAGAAGCAAUGGCAAUUUGAUUUUAUAGUGAUUCCCAGAAUUAUAUGUUUUUGUAGACACGUAGAAUUUCAUGAACUUGAUGGAUAAGCCCAAUAUCCUACCAAUUGUCUAAAUAACCAUCCCUGUUGUUU
Molecule: messenger RNA, 1547 nt
Organism: Rubroshorea leprosula
Lineage: Eukaryota; Viridiplantae; Streptophyta; Magnoliopsida; Malvales; Dipterocarpaceae
Source: the annotation of a GenBank genome assembly